Messenger RNA from Salvelinus namaycush (lake trout), 642 nucleotides. RefSeq names its product sodium channel, voltage-gated, type I, beta a (gene scn1ba). Gene Ontology annotation, cellular component: voltage-gated sodium channel complex. Gene Ontology annotation, molecular function: sodium channel regulator activity. The record is from RefSeq and is a predicted model, not a curated record. Lineage: Eukaryota; Metazoa; Chordata; Actinopteri; Salmoniformes; Salmonidae. The transcript has 4 exons. The coding region runs from base 1 to 642 and encodes 213 amino acids. Gene Ontology annotation, biological process: sodium ion transport; regulation of heart rate by cardiac conduction; cardiac muscle cell action potential involved in contraction.
AUGUUUGUUGUACUUUCUCUCUCCUUAGCGUCUCUAUGCCAUGGAGCGUGUGUGGAGGUGGACUCUGACACUGACGCAGUGGUCAAUGAAGGCUUUAAGCUGGGCUGCAUCUCCUGUAAGAUGAGGGGCGAGGUGCCCGCCGAGGCCACUGUUGAAUGGUCCUUCAUGCCCAAAGGGGAGAGCGAGUUCACAAAAAUCUACAGCUACGAGGAUCUAAUGAGUGACAUUCCAGACGAGCGCUUCUACGAGCGUCUGGACUGGAACGGCAGCAAGAAGACCAAGGACCUGCAGGACGGCUCCAUCUACAUCCUGAACGUGACGUGGAACGACACGGGCACCUACCGCUGCAUCUUCAACCGCACCCUCACCUUCACCUCCUACGAGUUCCACACCAACGCCACCAAGAUCGUCCACCUCAACGUGGUGCCAAGACUGACCAGGGGGAUAGCGUCCAUCUUGUCUGAGGUGAUGAUGUAUGUCACCAUCAUUGGGCUGCAGGUAUGGCUGGUGGUAGAGAUGAUUUACUGCUACAGGAAGAUAUCAGCACAAGGCGAGGAAGCAUUGAGAGAGAGCGCGGCGGAGUACUUAGCUAUAGCUUCAGGGAGUAAAGAGAACUGUGCAAUGGUGGCAGUGACAGAAUAG